GUGACGUCAUGGCCGGUGAAAAUCCCCCGUGGCCGCGGGAGCGGCGCUGGCGGCGGCGCGGCCCCGUGGCCCGGUGCGGCCCGGCCCGGCCGGCAGCAUGGCCAAGCACCACCGCACGCCGGCGCGCUCCGCCGAGCCCGUCAUCGAGGUCAAGAGCAAGUUUGAUGCCGAAUUUCGCCGCUUUGCCAUGAAACGCUCCGGUGCAGGCAGCUUCCAGGACUUCUACCGCUUGCUGCAGACGGUGCACCAGAUCCCACGGGUGGAUGUGCUCCUGGGCUACACAGACAUCCAUGGUGACCUCCUGCCAAUCAACAACGAUGACAACUACCACAAAGCCCUGUCCUCUGCCAACCCCCUCCUCAGGGUCAUCAUCCAGAAGAAGGCAGAGUCUGAUGCCAGCGUCUUCGCCUCGAACUCCUUGCAGCGGAAGAAGAAGGGGCUACUGCGCCCCACGCACUACCGAGCCAAGCCUCACCUCCUCAUCGGGAUGCCCCAGGACUUCCGCCAGAUCUCUUCCAUCAUCGAUGUGGACAUCCUGCCCGAGACCCACCGCCGUGUGCGGCUCCACAAGCAUGGCUCUGACAAGCCGCUGGGCUUCUACAUCCGUGACGGCGUUAGCGUGCGUGUGGCCCCGCAGGGUGUUGAGAAGGUGCCUGGCAUCUUCAUCUCCCGCCUGGUGAAGGGCGGCUUGGCCGAGAGCACAGGGCUGCUGGCGGUGAGCGACGAGAUCCUGGAGGUCAAUGGCAUCGAUGUGGCCGGCAAGUCCUUGGACCAGGUGACAGAUAUGAUGGUGGCCAACAGCCACAACCUCAUAAUCACCGUUAAACCGGCCAACCAGCGCAACAACGUCAUUCGCAGCAGCAAGGCCUCGGGCAGCUCGGGCAUGUCCACAGACAGCACCCCCAGCCAGCAGACGCCCAGCCCGGCCUCACAGUAUCUGAGCAACUACAGCACGGCCGAGAGCGACGAGGAGGGCGACCUGGUCAUCGAGAGCGACAGUGCAUCCCACUACAUGCCCGGGGGCUGCCCCAACGGGGGCCCUGCGGACGGACCCCUCCAGCGGAGCGUGUCCCCGCACAGCUCGCGGGGCUCCCUGCAGUCCCUUGGCAGCCACGACGGCAGCCCUGGCCGGGGCAGCGGGCGGGAGGACGGCACCCUGCUCACCCUAUAGCCGCAGGGUCCUGUGCUGCCCUGGCCAGCUGGCCGGGUUUCUGCACAGCUGGGCUGGUUUUGAGCACGGGGGCGAUGACAGGUGGGUUGGCAGGGGCGAGCGGGCCUGUCCGCUGCCCUCUCCUGCUGCCCAUGUCCCCAGGAGCCCUGCUGCAGCAUCUGCACCCACCAGGUGCUGCCCCUCCAAGCCCCCAAGCCUCCCACCCCCUCCUUCCAAACAAGCGGGGUUUUUUAAUUGUUUUAUUGAAAUAUGCAUCAUCAAUUAAUAUAUUGCAAUGGACAGUAAAACCUUUUCUAGAAAGCA
Molecule: messenger RNA, 1474 nt
Organism: Columba livia (rock pigeon)
Lineage: Eukaryota; Metazoa; Chordata; Aves; Columbiformes; Columbidae
Product: partitioning defective 6 homolog alpha
Exons: 3
Coding region: 98-1171 (357 amino acids)
Biological process (GO): establishment or maintenance of cell polarity; centrosome cycle; regulation of cellular localization
Cellular component (GO): apical plasma membrane; nucleus; cell cortex
Molecular function (GO): protein binding
Source: RefSeq, a predicted model, not a curated record